Molecule: messenger RNA, 1584 nt
Organism: Mizuhopecten yessoensis (Yesso scallop)
Lineage: Eukaryota; Metazoa; Mollusca; Bivalvia; Pectinida; Pectinidae
Product: protein SpAN-like
Exons: 9
Coding region: 116-1393 (425 amino acids)
Biological process (GO): proteolysis
Molecular function (GO): zinc ion binding; metalloendopeptidase activity
Source: RefSeq, a predicted model, not a curated record
AGUUAAAAGUUUAUAGCCGUAUUGAUGAUUCAAGUAUAAUAGACGUAUUGUACGUGCUAAGUAGCGCAAACGUACGAACACUGCCAUACCCUUACUACUAUAGACAGGGAGAACAAUGGCUCCCGCGGUCACCCUAGUGCGCUUGUUGUGUGGAUCAAUCCUCCUGAUUGGUAUGACCACAGGUCAAGCAGCACCUCAGCCGUCCGGCUUCACUAGAGUUCCUAAUAACAUCAUCAGAGCCUUAAUACAAGCUUUGACUCGGCAAACGAGUGUUCCAACAGUAACACGAUCAGUCAACCCUGCGGAUCAAACUCGAUCACUAACACCAAUUAUAGUCGGUUCCCAAAGGAUCGGAGAUGUCACCAGAAGAACCCGAAACCCCUUGAUAACUUCCAGAAGGGCGGACACUACCCGAGUACUACCGAUAGAUGAAAUCAUCGAAAGAGCUGAGUCGACUUCUGCAACAAUCCGCCGUGAAGAUCAGCGACAGCUAACAGGACAAGGAAGUCUUGUAAUUGAGGGUGACAUAGUUCUGGAUCAGUGGGAAUUGACAGAUAUGGACAAACAAAUACGCCUGGACCGAUUAGAAGAGCAGCUGAUGAUAAACCUACCUGAAGCUCGUAAGAAUGACAUGGCCUUCCGAGACAGACUCCGUGCCAGGCUAGAAAGAAGGGAAACCACAUCUCCCGUACGACAGAAGCGAGCAGCGACGCGGAGCAGUAGGAGAAGGUGGCCAAACGCAUUAGUGAAUGUACGAAUUGCUAGCUCCGGAUUUACCAGAGCACAAAAGAACAGAAUAGCUGAGUCUAUGAACGAGAUCUCAGAAAAAACCUGCAUCUGUUUCAACAUUAUCAGCAGAGCUCAGGCACUUGACCGAGUCCCUCAUGUGCGAAUUAGAAAUGGAAAUGGAUGCCGAUCUCGUGUUGGAAGAAACCUACGUAAUCAGGGCGGCACCAGGUCUCAGGAUCUCACUUUGGCACCGAGGUGCAGAAUAACACGUAUUGCUACACACGAGUUCCUUCAUGUGAUCGGUCUUUUUCAUGAGCAAUCUAGACCAGACAGAUCACAAUUUGUCAACAUCUUCAUGAGGAACGUGGAACCGGGCAAACGUGGAAAUUUCAGGCGACUCAGCAGAUUAACUGUUGACUCCAGGGGGCUCCCAUACGACUAUCGAAGCAUUAUGCACUACAGCAACAGGGCCUUUAGCCGAAAUGGUCGAUUCACCAUCGUACCAAGACCGCGAGCAAAUAGAAAUCAGUUCCUCAAUAGGAUCGGCCGAUCCACAGAGAUGAGUAGAAAUGACGCAGAGGUAAUCAGACGGAUGUAUAGCUGUCCUUCAUCUCCAAACACAAGCCAGUCGUCCUGCUCGGGAUAUCCGUACAGAUUUCCAUAGGAGUAACCGUGGGAUCUUGUACAUGUAUAAAGCCUGUGCUUAUGUGGUUAUGUUAAUUAAACUAUACAACUUUUGUUUAGUGUUUCAUUUAUGACAAUACGGCACAGAUUGCAUGUGUCUAUUUUUGUCUAUCCUUAAUUGGAAAUGAAGUUACAAUUGCUCCCUAAGAUAAAAGUAUAAAACAGAAAAUA